Cephus cinctus (wheat stem sawfly) is the source of this 4802-nucleotide messenger RNA. RefSeq names its product structural maintenance of chromosomes protein 4 (gene glu). NCBI's taxonomy places the organism in Eukaryota, Metazoa, Arthropoda, Insecta, Hymenoptera, Cephidae. The record is from RefSeq and is a predicted model, not a curated record. The transcript is spliced from 8 exons. Gene Ontology annotation, biological process: mitotic chromosome condensation. Gene Ontology annotation, cellular component: chromosome. Gene Ontology annotation, molecular function: ATP binding; protein binding; ATP hydrolysis activity. Bases 241 to 4362 code for a protein of 1373 amino acids.
GCAUUCCAUAACUUGUCAUCUACGGAAGUUGAACUUCUGAGUAAAACCUAAUGAAACCUACCAACUUGCCGUUUUUUUCAAGUUUUAGCGGAGCGUGCUGUACUGAGUUUCGGGAGACUCGCUGAUGUUGAAAGUAGGUAUAGCAAAAGUGACGCGUGCGAUGUGACGGCUAUUAUUUCACCUUUGUUAAAUAAAUGAUAUAUUUGAUGACGUACUGGAAGUGGAGUUGAAGAACAAAGAAUGUCUAAUAAAAAUCAGCAGAAUGGAAAUAUAUCUGAAGAAGAGAUGGAGACGGACCCUGUUCAGGAAGCUGGUUAUGACACCGAUGAGGAAGGUGGUUUGCGAGUUGAUGAUGAUAUUUACAUAGCACCGCCACCUAAAAAAGUUAAUGAAUUGAGUGAUAACGAUCCUAGAUUGAUAAUUACUAAGAUUGUCAAUGAGAAUUUUAAAAGCUACGCUGGUAAACAGGUUGUUGGUCCCUUUCACAAGUGUUUUUCAGCCAUUGUGGGUCCAAAUGGUAGCGGCAAGAGUAAUGUCAUUGACUCUAUGUUAUUUGUAUUUGGUUAUAGAGCUAGUAAAAUUCGCUCGAAAAAGAUUUCUGUUUUAAUACACAAUUCUAGUGAGCAUCAAGAUGUUAGAAGUUGCACUGUCUCAGUGUAUUUCGAACAAAUUAUUGAUAAGCCAGGAUCCGAUUACGAUAUUGUCCCAAACGGGGGCUUCAAGAUAUCGAGAACAGCAUUUAAAGACAACUCAUCAUUUUACGAACUUAACGGGAAGAAAGUGCAAUUUAAAGAAAUUGCUAAACUAUUACGUUCUCAUAGGGUCGAUCUUGACUAUAAUCGUUUUUUGAUUUUACAAGGAGAGGUUGAACAAAUAGCUAUGAUGAAACCAAAAGGCCAAUCCGAACAUGAUAUCGGAAUGCUUGAAUUUCUGGAGGACAUUAUCGGUACAGCUCGCUACAAGGAACCUCUAAAUAGACUUUCUGAGAAGGUCGAAGUGCUCACGGAGCGCAGAGUCGAGAAAUUAAAUCGUCUACGGGUAGUCGAAAAAGAGAAGGACGACCUGGAGGAACCAAUGCAAGACGCGAUUCAAUAUUUGAAGAUAGAAAAUAUAAUAAUAAAACUUCAAUACCAGCUGUAUCAUUGCAAACGACGGGAAGCGGCUAAAGUACUGACAACGCAUGAGGAGAAGAAGCAGGAACUGGACAAGGACUUCAGCGACUUGACGGAACAGAUGAGUGUCGUUCACAAGGAGUUGCAAGUCAAGAAGGCAGAAUUGAAGGAGAAGAGUAAAAAGUGGGAACAACUGCAGCAGAAGAAGGAAGCGACAACGGAGAAGUUUGACAAUAUCAGAAAACAGGAUGAAGCUCUGCACGCAGAAUUGGUAGAAACUAACAAAAGACGCAAAGCCAAUCUAGCUUCAGUCAAAACAGAAAAGGCCAAACUGGAGGAACUUGCAUCUGUGCCUGAAAAGAAUGCGAAGACCAUAGAAGAAUGUGAAAUUGUUGCAGAAAAAACAGUUAAACAACAAGAAUGUGAAGAAGCUGCUCUGGCAACACUGAUGAGCGGUUUACGCGAGAAAACGGAACCAUUGCUCAAACAACGGUCAGAACUAGAAACAGAAUUGAUAACUCACAGGAAGAACGUCGACCAGGUAAAAGCAGCGUUCGACAUUGCAAAGUCCGAACUGCAACUUUAUACUUCAGUAGAAGAGACAGAAAAGUCGAAGCUUGAGAAUUUGCAUAAAACUCUACAAGUGACGAUAGAAACGUUGAAGGAACGUCAAUGUCAGCUGCAAAGUUUCGAGCAGAAGAUCCCGGCGACUCGUCGAAGUUUGGAUGAGGUACGUAAGGAUCUUGAGGAAACAAAGCAACGGGAAUUCGAAGUAUCAAACAAAUUGAGAAACAUGAGAGUUCAAGUUGAAGAGAAACGUUGUGCAAUGAAUGCGAGCAGGUCUAGAAACAGAGUUCUGGAUUCCUUGAUGCAGGAGAAGCAGGCUGGACGAUUACCUGGUAUCUUUGGCAGACUGGGUGACCUGGGUGCAAUAGAUGCGAAAUAUGAUGUAGCUGUUUCGACAGCAUGUGGUCCUCUGGAUAACAUCGUGGUGGACACUGUAGCCACGGCUCAGACCUGCGUACAGUUUCUUCGCGACCGUGACAUAGGUCGUGCGACCUUUAUUCCUUUAGAGAAGCAACAGCCAUUACUUCAACAAUGUCGACAGAAAAUACAAACCCCGGAAAAUGUACCGCGACUUUUUGAUUUAAUUAAAGUCGAGGACGAGAGGGUUCUGCCGGCAUUUUACUAUGGCGUCAGAAAUACUUUGGUGGCGAAGGACCUGGAACAAGCAACCCGAGUUGCCUACGGCGCCCAGCGUCACAGGGUUGUUACUCUCAAGGGCGAAUUGAUCGAAACUUCCGGUACAAUGAGUGGCGGUGGUCGUACCGUGCUGAAGGGUAGAAUGGGUCAGAGUGUUGUUCGAAGCGAACCAUCAGCGGCAGAUAUUGAGAAACUCGAGAAAGACUUGGAGAUCGUCUAUCAGGAAUGCAAUUCACUGCGAGCAAAGCAACAACCACUGGAGGGACAGAUACAGACUCUUUCAAAUGCCCUGAAGGAUAUGACUAUGGACAAAGAAAAAUUUACCAUCGAAGUUCGAGCACUAAAAGAGCAGGAACCGCUGCUUAAGUCACAACUGAAGGUCCAAGAAAAGAAGGUAGCCGAGGCUACUUCAAAUCCGCAGAAAGUAAAGAAAUUGACAGAGACAGUGGAGAUGGCCGAAAAAAAAGCAAAGAAGGUCGAAGCAGAUGCGAAGUCCGUAAUGGAUAAAGUGGAGGUGAUUAACCAAAAAAUCGAUGAAAUUUCCGGUGGCAAGGUGAAGGAGCAGCAGCACAAAAUUACGGGACUGACAAAAACGAUCGACAAAAUGAAAGCGGAGGUGUGCAAACUGCAAGUGGCGAUAAAAACGGCAGAAAGAACAGCGAAGAAAACGGAGCAGCACAUCGAGGCCUUGGAGAAUGACGUGCACGCGUGUGAGCAGCGGCUUCGGGACAUACAAAAGGAGAAGACGGAGCUGGAGGCUGAGGCGAAGGUCUACCUGGAGGAACUGAAAGAGAUUAGCGGGACCCUCAUCGAGAGGGAAGAAGCUACCUCGGGUUUAAAGGAGGAACUUGAGGAGCUGCAGAAGAGAGAGGGCAAGAUGAAGGCUGUCAAGAUCGACUUGGAUCAACAGAUCAAUGAGACUCAUAAAGCGCUGAAGGAGAUCCAGCAUAGGAUUGUGGAUUAUGGCAAGAGGAUAGACGGCCUGAAGCUUCGGGACAUUCCGGGGCAACCUCAAGAGGGGCUCCAGGAACCGACGGAGGAACAGCUGUCUGUCCUGGACGAGAAGACCAUAAGCUCUCAACUGCAGAAAACAAAGGAGAGGUUGCCGGAGGAGAUACCUAACAUGCAAUUAAUUUCGCAGUAUCAAGAAAAAGACACGCUAUACUUGCAACGCGCUGCAGAACUUGACGCAAUAACGAAACAGCGAAAUAAUCUUCGCGAUGUUUAUGAGUUGGCGAGACGUCGUAGAACUCAGGAAUUUCUCAGUGGAUUCUCCGUAAUAACCGGAAGACUGAAGGAAAUGUACCAAAUGAUUACACUUGGAGGUGAUGCUGAGCUGGAACUCGUCGAUUCCCUUGAUCCCUUCAGUGAAGGAAUCGUCUUCAGUGUGAGACCUCCCAAAAAAUCCUGGAAGAACAUUAGCAAUUUGAGUGGCGGUGAAAAAACCCUGAGUUCUUUGGCUUUGGUUUUUGCUUUGCAUCAUUACAAACCGACACCACUGUACUUUAUGGACGAAAUCGACGCCGCCCUUGACUUCAAGAACGUGUCGAUAGUCGGCAACUAUAUCAAGGAGAGGACUAAGAACGCUCAAUUUAUUAUAAUCUCUCUACGGUCGAAUAUGUUCGAACUCGCUGAUUAUCUCGUAGGGAUUUAUAAAACGUACAAUUGCACGAAGUGCGCUCCAUUAGAUCUUGCAAAGUUUUACGAACGUCAUGGUUCACCACCUCAGCCUUACACGCAAUCUGCUUCAUCAAGACACAUUUAUGGGUCGCAGCCACCGAAGUCGUUCACGCAGAAUCCACCUGGCAAGGAUAACGCACCACAGGAUAACCCUGGAUUCAGGUCCACGUGUCCAGGUCAAGUCGAGACUACUAGUAUUGUAAGAGAAGAAGCGGAUACUAGCCUGGGGUUGCCAGAAUUGGGACCCUGUCCGUCGCCCCUGAAAGCAACUUCGCCUCAAAAAAGGUCGGAAGAAUCAGAAAAAGAAGCUGUGGAAGGCACACCAGAUGCACCUGUGCGAAAGAGACGCAAGCUGCAGGCAAAAUGAAACUGGUUAUUAAGGUGUUAUUUCUUACUGGGAGUGACACAGUGAGACGCGUCUAUUUUCUUUUAAAACAGUAGACUUUAGAUCUUAUAUCUUGUACAUAAAAUGCCCUAUAAGCGCGAUGAAAAUCUUGUGAAGAUUUUACAUUUAACGGAUCUCCGUCGGCUCGACGUUGAAUCACGUUUCAAUCAAUCGAAAGUUAUCUUCAAGUCAGGACUAAUACAUAAUCUGUUAUUGUGCUUGAGAAAAGCUUUUCAAGCUAUCUUCGAUUUGAACAUCCAUCGAUUGUCGAAUUAACUAGUUCAUAGAUAAAAAAUGGAGUAUGAAACAAAUAUUGAAAAUAUAUAAUAGAAGAAUCUUUAGCACAAUACAACUGGAACUGAUCGCAGCAAUAUUUUUUUACAUAUUUCUACAAUAAACAUUUGGUUACUGCCUGUACUGUA